AUGGACUCCAAAACUCUUCGUCAAGCGAACAAUGUCUGGAGCAACAAGUACUUUGCCAUUGCUGUUGGAGCAAUUAUGGCGCUAUUCGUUAUCUCACACUGGUACACUUUCUUAUACUUGAAAUACAGCGUGGGGAGGUCAACGCCAUUCCUGAGGAAGCUGGUCCGGUAUAACCGUAUGCUUAGACGGUCUCUGAAUUGUUCCGUUUUCGGGAUACCUUCCAAACGAUGGCUUUUGUACCUCGUUUAUUGGUCAAUCAAUCUGACUCUUACACUGACUAACGUUAAUUUACAUAAGUUAUCCUAUGUUGGCAAGCGGCUCGGCUGGAUUGCCGUGGCAAAUUUUGUCCUGCUGGUAUUCCUCGCUUUAAGAAACACGCCACUUGCACCGUUAGCCGGACGCUCUUACGAACAGCUCCGGCCACUCCAUAAAACCGCCGGCUACACUUGCAUCGUCACUGCUGUCAUUCAUGCAAUCGUUUACUUGAAUGCCUGGGCUCAGGCAAAUGAGCUGGAGAACAUGUGUGAGAAAGCGAACCUUGCGGGAGCGAUUGCAGGAUUGGCAAUGGUUAUUAUCGGUCUUUCAACAAUCGGCUGGCUUGCUCGCAGAUAUUACGAGGUGUUUUACAUUAUUCAUGUGGUGAUGUUCAUAUUAAUCGUGAUCUUGGUCGGGAUGCACCGACCGGAUUUUGCGAAAUCCACGGUAGUUAUCGUCAUUUUCACAGCUUGUCUGUGGGCUUCAGAUCGUCUUCUCCGUUUUGUUAAGCUCUGUUGGAAUUUCUUUGGCAACUAUGCCACACUCACUCCCAUGCAAGACGGAGCGGUUCGGGUGAAGCUUCACCGCACCCUACACUGUACCCCGGGAUCUCACGCGUUUUUGUGGAUGCCGUCAAUUCGACUUUUUGAAUCCCACCCAUUUACACUUGUGUCCACCAGCCCAGUUGAGUUCCUUAUCCGCAAAUACGAUGGCUAUACCCAUGACUUGUUUGAGCUGGCCCAACGACAGCCCGGCAAGCGCCUACGAUGCUCCGUGGAUGGAGGAUACGGCCAAAUUGCAAACUUCACAAAAUUCGAUCGGGUAAUCCUUGUCGCAGGUGGUAGUGGUGCUAGUUUCACUUUUGCGCUUGCCCUUAGUGUCCUAAAGGAGGGCGAGAUGGAGAAUACCACCAAGACCAUCGAUUUUAUCUGGUCCGUCAAACACUCCGAGUCCUUGCACUGGUUUGAGAAGGAGCUCCAACAGCUUCAAGCAAGCCCUUGCGUGAACCUGUUUAUCCAUGUUUCACGGGACGAGGUCGUCUCUGAGGAUAGCUCGAGCCUGGAUUCAGCACCGAUUGCCGCAGACGUGGAGAAAGGAAAGGAUGAAACAGGAGGCCAAGUGAUUCCAAUUUCUGCCCACCGGAAAGGGCGACCGGAUGUUGCGAAUCUGCUUGCUAGCUGCAUCUCACAAUGCAGCUCGGAGUCAAGAAUUGGGAUCGGCGCCUGUGGCCCCGUCCAGAUGAUUGAGACCACACGCGAUGCCAUCUAUCAACGGACGUACGACAAUGGUCCUUCGAUUACUUUACAUACCGAAGAAUUUCAAUGGUAA
Penicillium cataractarum is the source of this 1584-nucleotide messenger RNA. Its product is annotated as ferric reductase family protein. Gene Ontology annotation, cellular component: plasma membrane. The coding region runs from base 1 to 1584 and encodes 527 amino acids. Lineage: Eukaryota; Fungi; Ascomycota; Eurotiomycetes; Eurotiales; Aspergillaceae. The record is from RefSeq and is a predicted model, not a curated record. Gene Ontology annotation, molecular function: ferric-chelate reductase activity. The transcript is spliced from 7 exons. Gene Ontology annotation, biological process: iron ion transport; intracellular iron ion homeostasis; copper ion import.